AUGCUCCGGAAGGUGGUUGCGCGCUCUGUGAGGGCCUCUCCCCUGGUCCUUGAAGCUCGUCGAGGCCUCGCCUCCCCAGCGUUCCGUGCGGGACCAACCGAGCCCGCCCUCCUCGAACAAACGGUGCCGGAGCACUUUGCAGGUGUCGUGCGGCAGUUCGGCGAUCGCAAUGCCGUCAUCUCGCACCGCCAGCGCACAAUCCUCACGUACGAAGCGCUCGACCGCGACUCCAAUGCCCUCGCCCGCGGCCUGCAGAAGAGGGGCGUGAAGAAAGGCGACCGCGUGGCUGUGUCGCUGGGCAACAAUGUCGAGUUUGCUACCACUACGUACGCCCUCUUCAAGCUGGGCGCCAUCCUCGUGCCCUUGAACCCGGCCUUCAACGCGCCCCAAGUCCUCUCUGCGCUGAACCACCUCGAAGCCGCCCACCUCAUCAUCGGCGCCGAAACGAACCUCCCGCGAAAGGACCCGCGUUCCAACAUCUCGCUCCUCACCCAUCUCGUUCCCAAUUUGACGGGCGCCAACCUCGAGUCUGAGCUCGUGCCGUCUCUACGAAAUGUCAUCAUGGUCGACAAUGCCCAGGGGAGGAUCGACUGUGCAGUGUACAAGAGCGCCACGAGAUACGAACAGGUGCUGGAAGACGGCGGACAGGGCAGCGCACUCGACGACCAGGGACUCGCUCCCAACGACACCGUGAACAUCCAGUUCACCUCAGGCACAACCAGCAUGCCCAAGGCUGCCUGUCUGAGCCACCUCAGCAUACUGAACAACGGCAACAGCAUCGGCGACAGGAUGCUGCUGACUGAAAACGACCGUGUGUGCAGUCCCCCGCCCCUCUUCCACUGCUUUGGCUGCAUCCUCGGCUACAUGGCGACUGCAACUCACGGCUCCGCCAUCAUCUGGCCAGCCGAAGCCUUCGACCCGCUCGCCACCCUCGAAGCUGUUCGCGAGUACAAAGCCACAGCCCUCUACGGCGUUCCCACCAUGUUUAUCGCCGAACUCGACCUGCUCGCUCACGGCGCCGUUCCCAAGGACGGCUUCGAGCACCUGCGGACAGGUAUCGCGGCCGGAAGCUCGAUACCUGCUGAGCUCAUGCGCAAGCUGCAUAAGCAGCUCAACUUGACCGAGCUGACAAUAUGCUAUGGAAUGACAGAAACAAGCCCUGUGAGCUGCAUGACCACCACCGACGAUCCCAUUGAAAAGAGGAUUGACAGCGUGGGGCGACUGUUACCACACGUGCAAGCGAAGGUUGUGGACCCGAGCGAUUGGUCACGCACGCUCGGCAUCGAUGAAAGAGGCGAACUUGCUGUCAGCGGCUAUCUGCUGAUGAAGGGGUACUGGGGCGACGAGAAAAAGACGUCUGAAGUCAUGGUGGCUGACGACAACGGCGUAGUGUGGAUGCACACAGGCGACGAGGCUGCAAUGGACGCCGAUGGCUACGUCCGCAUAACGGGGCGCAUCAAGGAUCUGAUCAUCAAAGGCGGCGAGAACAUCCAUCCCCUCGAAGUCGAAAACUGCCUCUUCGCACACCCCGCCAUCCGCGAGGUCAGCGUCACCGGCCUCUCAGACGAACGAUACGGCGAGGUGGUUGCUGCAUUUGUCGUCCAGCACGACGGCGACGAGGGCCACAUAACAGCCGACCAAGUCCGGGCCUGGGUCAGGGAAAGGCUGAGCCACCACCUAGUGCCCAAGUACGUCUUCUUCGUGCAAGACUACCCCAAGACACCGAGCGGGAAGAUACAGAAGUUCAAGCUGCGAGAGUCGGGCAUCAAGUGGCUGCAAGACGGGCGAGGGUUGUAG
Messenger RNA from Ascochyta rabiei, 1797 nucleotides. RefSeq lists its product as uncharacterized. Gene Ontology annotation, biological process: fatty acid metabolic process. NCBI's taxonomy places the organism in Eukaryota, Fungi, Ascomycota, Dothideomycetes, Pleosporales, Didymellaceae. The transcript has 6 exons. Gene Ontology annotation, molecular function: medium-chain fatty acid-CoA ligase activity. The coding region runs from base 1 to 1797 and encodes 598 amino acids. The record is from RefSeq and is a predicted model, not a curated record.